UUCAUCAAUUUUGUCAAAAGUGAAAAAAUGUCGGCUCAUAGUGGUGGUUCUACGGACUGGAGUUCCGUGGUUAAACCUCUUUUAAACAAUCGUUAUGGAGUUUUAAACAAAAAUGAAAUUCUCAAUAUCAUUAAGGCAAUCACCCGGUGUGAAAAUGAUCUUUUUGAUGAGGAAAAUAAUUAUUUGCAGUUUUAUACGGCUUUUGCUGCAUUAGCAGCCGAAAAAUUAAGUCAAUGCAAACUUGUAUCUCAAACACAAGUACCACAAAUCCACGAAGCAUGCGCCAUACUCAUACGUUUCAUUAUCUUGCGUCUGAGUAAGGUCAGUGUGUAUGAAAUCAAAUGGUUAUUGCCAGCAUUAAAAAGUCUUUGCGAAGGCAAAUCAAAUACACAAGCAUCCACAAAUGGCAGCAAUGCUGGAUCAAAUGCAGGCAGUGCAAAUGCAUCAACAGCUAGCAUUAUCGGUGGAGGGGGAAACAUUUUACAAUUCGAUUAUAAUAUUGUGGCAUCCGUAUUAAAAUCUAGUAAAUAUCCUGAAAAUACUAAAAGCAUUGUAUCAGCUAGUAUCUCGGCGGGCACAGGAAGCAAUGCCAGCGAAAAAGAUUCACCAAAAUCGGAAAUAAAAAGAUCUCGUUCAGAUUUAUCUUCAAUAAUAAUACAACAAUUGACAGCUCCCUUAGAAGCGGGCAAAAUAACAUGGGCACCGCUAAGCGAAGAGCAAACAGAUUGUUCGGAACUUUUCUCAGCUUCAAAUAUAUCAUAUUUACAAUCCUUAAAUGGCGCAGACUUAAUAUUAGACGUCUGCUCAUCUUUACCCAUAUUGACACGUUAUCGUCUCAAAUACCAAGAGACUAUUGCAAAUUUGGCCGGAAAGCCUUUGUAUCUGCCUUUAACACAAGUUGAAGCCACACAAAUUAGAAAUACUCUAACCCAUAUGGUCACAGACAUAUCGAUUCUCUCACAGGCCUUGACUUUACCAAUUCUACAGCCUCUGUCACCCAGCCGCAUAGCUAAAUUAUCUAAAUGCGCUAUAUCAGCUUUGUACUGUGCCGUGUUGACCUCUAUAGCCAGCAGUGUUUUAAAUAUGUCUUCAUCGACCGGUAGCACGAAAACACAGCAAACAUCAUCGGCAGCAGCUGGCUCUACUGCUUCAGCUUCUACACAAACGUCCGCUAAAGACACAGAUGAUAACGAAGAAAAUGCUCGUUUUAUAGUUGACAAAGCUUUGGAAAUAUACACCACUAUUGGAUUAAUGUUUAAGAACUCGGCACGAUCACAUAUUUAUCAAAAUCAUUUAUGCUUUGGUGCCUGGCUGCUGGUUAGUGGCAUACAAGGAGCAUUGGGCGCAUCGGGCAGCUCUAGUGCCGGCAUUAAUAAAGAAGACAUUAAACAAUCGAAAACCAAACCUUCGGAUUCUCUACAAGCUACACCGCCCACAGCAUCAGCUAGAGUAAAUCUUUUUAAGGUUCAACAGGGCUUUGGAGUUUUAAAUGCGGCUAUAGCUAAUCAUUGCAUUAAACUUUUGACAGAACUUAUAGAAGAUUUAAAAAUUGAAACUACUUCAUCGGAUAUGCCGCAAACAACAGGAGGGCAGACUUCAGCUUUGCCGGAACCAGCGAAUUUUGAUGUUUUAGAGAACUACUCAACUCUGCAGAGAGUAAUGCGUGUUUUAAACACAGCCACUUUACAUCAACUCUUUACUUUCUUGGCUACUGUGACGUACCGCAAAGCCUGUAACUUGAAACGUUCCAAUGCUAAAGAUCGCACUGAAUGUGAACCCAUCAGCUAUUCAGAUUCCACAACCUACUUCAAUGAUACUCUAUCUUGUUCGGACAAUUCCGAAGAAGACGAUAGUGAAAGCUAUUUAGGACACUGGUUUAAAGAAACACUACAGCCCGAGUCAAAUGAUGAUAACAAUUCGACCGAAGCAUCGGAGCGUAAUAAUGAGGCACAAAAAUCAAAUUUAGUGCCCGCUCUAGACGAACCCCAUGAAUAUUUGGAUUUGGCUGCACAAAUUUUCUCAUUCAUGGACCAGUUUUUCUCACAAAAACAUUCGUACUUGCAACGUUAUGUAAAGGCCGGUUUAUCCGAUCAACAAAUGCUCUUAAUGGCAAAUAUACUAAAAGAUUUAGAUCGUGACUCGGCCAGAGGAGAAACAGAAGCUGCGCCUUGCAAUAAAUGGCAAUCGGCUAUGAUUAGAUUCUCAGGUGCAGUAGGACGUUAUUUACAUAAUUUAAUAUCGGCCUCCUUGUUAAGUGAAUCACUGCAAUCGAAUCUUUUGCAACAUCUCGGAGUUUCACCCUGGUCUUCAGAUACCAAUACUUGGCCAUUACAAGUUUAUCCCAGUACCCUUUCAGUUUUGGUACAAAUUUUACUGCUUAAACCCACUCAAGAAAAGGAGGCUGCUUGUCUGUCUGUUUGGCAUCGUUUAAUAAACACUCUGGUAGAAGGUGUUUGUGGCACUUCAUCAACAAAUCCUCCAACUAAUGUGGACUAUGAAGACUUAAAUAUGGAACAUGCCCAAUUGCUGUUAUUCCUCUAUCAUUCGUUGAAUCUAAUGCAAAAGAAAUCCAUACUCUUGCUAACGGCCGGUGGUGUAAUACGAUGUGCGGAAGUUUGUCGUGAUAUAUCGGCCGAGAAACCCAUACGCAACAGUCAAAUGAUGUUAUUGUCACGUAUUCUAUUGUUCUUGGAAUAUCUAAUGAAACAUUUGUACAAUGCACCGCCCGAACUAUUGGAUCAAGUGCGUUGGAAUCUUUUCAGCAUAAGUACCAUGCAUGAAAAUCAAAAAAUAUCUGAUUUACUCAAUAAUAAAACAAAACUUACAUCCUUUUGCCGUAAAGAUAUAGAAGAUGAAUUUCGCAAAAAUUGCAUGUCAAAUAUACGACCCACUUUCUAUUCUCUGACCCUUGUCAAUGAAACUGCUUCAUCUUCUGCUAUUCAGGAUUUUAAAUUGGAUGGUCUAGCAUGGAAUUUUAUCUUGUGUACACCAGAUAAACUCAAGUAUCCCCUAUUAGUUGAUGCUCUUAUCGAUAUACUAAGCAUAACGGAUAUGACCUUAUCGUGGCACUCUCGUGAUAGUACGCACACACUUUGUGCCAUACGCUAUUGCUUUGGUAUAUGUUGGAAGUUAUUACUGGGCUUGCCACCAUCUACUACACAUGUGGAACAACUACAACUGGAUAAAGUACCCAAUUUGCAUUCACUUAUUUGGUCUAUACGUUGUCCAACAUCGCACUAUUUAAUAGUGAACAGUUUGAUAAAACAGGGCAUGUAUACACAAUUUGCCGAAACUUUGUGGAAUAAUAUAUCGGAUCGUGUUAGUGACAUACGCUUCAGUUUGAAACAGACCAUAAUGGGCAUAGAAUACUGUAACGAGCAAAUUAACAAAACUAAUCCUCCUUUAUCGCAUAUUGUACUACUGGAUGCAUUACUAUCGCAUAUGCAUGCAAUAGCUUGGUCAGAAAAGGAAGGUAUUAAACCUCAAAGAGCUUCGGGCUCGAGUGGUGCUGCUGCCGCAAGUCCUACUACUUCAGCAAACUCUCCCAUAUCGGCUGGUAGUGCAGCUAAUAAUGAUGAAUCGUAUGCCACCACAGCCUUUGAUAGCAAUGAACAAAAAGCCGAUUAUGCCAAUAAUUCUGUAGCCUUACAUGAGAGGCAACAAUCUAGCAAGGAAUUGUUGCAAAUGUUGGUAAGCACGUUCCAUAUUUUGAGCGAUAUUAUAAGACAUAAAAUGGUGCAAAUAUUACCCUUGGCCAAUACAACACCAGACAAUAUACUAGAGUGCAUUUUGUGCAUUGUGAAUUCGAAAAAUUCCUAUUGCACGGAAUUGAGUGAACAGUUUUUGAAAUUGCUAGACAACAAAAAUAAAGAGGUAAUAACUGGAGAUUGGACUGAAUUCUUGCCAGUUUCAGAGACCUUAAUCACCAAUGCCAGCAACACACAACAUUAUCCGGUGGAGGAAUACACUUUAUCAGUUAUAGAGGCUCACAUCAAAGAGUUGACUCAUGACAAUUACUACUCCACUUUGAAUUCCUUCAAGCAUUGUCUAAAGAGUUUAUUUAGUCUAAUGAAUCUUCUAUUGACCUCUAGUCAACAAGAUGCAGCCUGCAUAACAUUUGUGGAAAAUCAAUUGAAACCCAUAAUUAUCGAAACUAUAAUGGAUGCGCGCAUGGAAUAUGUGUACGAUAUUAGUGAAAGUUGUUGGCAGACGCUAAUGAAAGGAGUCGAACAGGCCCAAGAUCAACAGCAAUUGAUGUCCUAUAAAUAUAUUUUGAAAUAUCACUAUCGUUUCCUAAUGGAAUAUGCUGAAGAAAUGAAAAGUCCCUCGGCCUCUGCCAGCCAAAGUGUUAUUUUCAAUGAGUCAUUAUUGUUUGCAGUUUUAAAAUCAAUGACCCAAAUGUUAGAAAAACCUAUGGGCGUUAAGGCCAUUCGACAAUUCUUUACACAAAAAACCAACGAGGACAGCAAUUGCACUAAGUCUCCGAGUUUGGUAGAUUUAUUGCUGUCAUUUACCGGCACUAAUUUGUCAAUGUUGUAUUCUCGUAAAUUAUUACAAUUUAUAGAGAAAUUAUUCCAAACAGCUCAACAAACCGAUUCACUAUUCCCAUUGGAAGAGCUGAUACAAUGUUUUGCUGAAUUGUCCAAUAUCGAACAGCAGCGUAUAAAAUCAUGGUUGACUCAUAUAAUUUAUGGACCACAAAGUGCUCAAAGUUCAUCACAGCAACUGGACACACAAAUCGAAAAAUUACCUACUACAAUGGGUACGGGAGCGCCAGCUACAACCUCCAGCACACCCUCCAGUAAUGCCCAGACUCCCACAAAUAUGGCUACCAAUUCGGCCAUACCCAGCUUAUCGGAACAAUUGGGAAAUCAAUCUUCGGCCUUGGAUAAUGCCGAGGCUAUGGAUAUAGAUGAUGAUAAUGCAACUGGCAAUGCAACACAACCAGUGGCCCAACAAAGCAGCCUUCAAACCGUACAAUCCCUAAGUCUGUGGCCUCAACCACCCACUCCGGGCAAUAGCUUCAUGGCCACAAACCAAUCUGAACCCAUAUCAACGCAAGACGACCAAUUGGCCCAACAGCAGCAGUCAGAACGUAAUGGUUGUUUGUUGUUGAAUGUUAUAAAAUACAUAGUACAGGAUGGAAAAGGUGGUCCCAAUGGAGUAGCCAUGUUACUGUUUCAGUCGCUGCUGCAACUGGGUCAAUCCCUUAUCACACCCUCUCCCCAAGAAACAAACGAUUUCUCAGACAUUUUACAAAUCAUGAUCUGCUUGGCCGACUGUGCCCAGGGUAAAGGACAUUCAACGCUUUUCAAUGCCACCAUUAUGUGGUUGGAAAUUACAAAAUUCCAGGUUUUGGAAAAAGCACAAACUCUAUCCUGUUCCCCCGUAAUGCCCGCAAAUCUAUUGGAAAAUAUAAAUGCCCUCUUAAGGUAUCUGCACGAGCUGUUACAAAGUUUAGGACAUCGCGGAAGUAAAUAUCAACAGCAACCACCCUGGGAUGAUGAUAUACAAACGGACCUAGAAGACCUAAUGGACGAUUUGGCCAAUGAUCAGCAGGGCGAUGAUGAUUCAUUUGUAGAAGAUUCCGACGAGGACAGCCUAAACAAUAAAUUAUGCACCUUUUCGUUGACCCAGAAAGAGUUUAUGAAUCAACACUGGUAUCACUGUCACACCUGCAACAUGGUGAACACAGUCGGCGUUUGCUCCGUAUGUGCCAGAGUCUGUCAUAAAGGCCAUGAUGUUAGCUAUGCUAAGUACGGUAAUUUCUUUUGUGAUUGCGGAGCUAAAGAGGAUAACACCUGCCAGGCACUGCGUAGACGUCUGGCAACCGGACUUUCGGGCUUAGAAACUAGACAACAAAGUGAGUACAGCUCCUCUUCAGCAAACUACAACAAUUAUUCAAGUUUAUCACAAUCGAAACGUUCACAAACACCUCCUACACAAAGUUGUCUAGCAUCACAACAACCAGGUCACAGCAGCAACGCCAGUUUUGGAGCUUCAAACACAGCCGCUGGAGGCACUAAUUUCCUAGCAUCUUCUUCCCUAACAAAUGAGCGUAUUACUUUACUGUCCAAACUUUUGGAAUCCUCUAAAGAAACUCUACAAAAUGCCGAACAAUGGACGGUCAUUGUGAAAUGUAUUCUCGAUUUCUUUGAUGUGCUAAUGCCAGCCAUUAAGGAAAAUUGCGAUUUGUUCUCUAUAGUGGGUUGUCAUAAGAGAGCAAAGGCUGCCUUGUUGCGCCUUCACGUGGGCGAACAAACUUUCCAACACACCGACCAGCUAAUGCAACCGACACUGGGCUCCCAAGAAGGGGCCUUUGAGAAUGUCCGCAUGAGUUAUUCGGGCGAUCAGGGUCAAACUAUUAAACAGUUGCUAUCUUCGGGUCUAGUACGAAGAGUAGCGUUAUGUUGUCUAUCGUCACCUCACGGCAAGCGGCAACAUUUAGCUGUAUCACACGAAAAAGGCAAAGUAACCAUUUUACAAUUGUCAGCUCUACUUAAACAGGCCGAUGCUGCUAAACGUAAACUAACUUUGACUCAACUGUCAUCGGCUCCCAUACCUUGUACCGUAUUAUCGCUUACCGCCAAUCCGGCCAACGAGGACUACUUGGCCGUUUGUGGCCUCAAGGAAUGUCAUAUCUUGACCUUCACCACCACCGCCGCUACAAGCGAUCAUAUUGUAUUGACGCCUCAAUUGGAGAAUGGUAAUUUUAUUAAAAAGGCGCUCUGGUUGCCCGGUUCUCAAACUAUGUUGGCUUUGGUCACAGCGGACAAUGUUAAAAUCUAUGAACUCUCCGAAGACACUUAUAGUCCCAAAUACUACUUCUUGGUAGCAGUGGGCAAAAUACGCGACUGCUGUUUUGUAUAUCAGGAUGGUGUCUAUUACAUGUUGAUUAUUGCCUCUUCGGGCUAUAUCUAUUAUCAGAAGUUGGAUGAUCAAUCCUUGGCUAAACACGGUGAUUUCUAUGUUACCAAUACGUUGGAAUUAAAUCACAUACAAAUAAGAGAUGUCAAUGGCCAAGUAGGAGGAGGAGGUGUUUCUAUUUACUACUCACACAUCCUACAAAUGCUGUUCUUCAGUUACUCGGUGGGUAGAAGUUUCGUAGCGCCGUUAACAGACGUCAACAAGGGUGUUAAGUCAAUCACCCAUUUGCAAACAUCGCCAGCUACAAAGAAUUCCUCAAAGGGUCCCCCACAGCCCUUGUGUCAAUGGACCGAAAUUCCAGGACAUCCCGGUUUAAUAUGUGCCAUGAUGCACACUUCAAAUAAUCCAGUAAUAUUCAUGUUUACUCCCGAUCGCAUUAUAAUGCAAGAAAUAAAGGCCCAAUCGUCUAAAUCUCGUAUAAUGGACAUGGUUGCCAUACGUCACACUGUGGCUGGCGUGGAGAAAACCACUCUAAUACUGCUAUGUGAAGAUGGUAGUUUGAGAAUUUUUACUGCUCAUCAGGAAUCAACCUCUUUUUGGUUGUCACCUCAAGUACAGCCACUCAGCAAUCAAUUGUACACUUCCAGCUUAAGCAACAGAUCGCCUUGCUCCGGCGCUAAUGCCAAGAAAUCUAAACGCAAAUCGAGUCAUCAACAAAAAACAGUUGGUCCUAACGGCAGUCCCAUAUUCCCUAUAGAUUUCUUUGAACAUUGCACCAUGCUACCCGAUGUGGACUUUGGUGGUAAUGAUCUGUUGCAGAUCUACAACAAACAGAAACUUAAAUCACGACUUUUCUCAAAUAACGGAAUGUUUGUGGCCUCGACCAAAAGCACAGGUUUUACUUUGGAGGUCUACAAUAAUGAUCCCAACAUGGUAAUUGUGGGUAUACGUGUCUUACUAGGCACACAAGAUCCCCAUCGUACACCACAAAGUGUUACAAUUUUGGGCAGAACUAUACCAACACCGGUGCGCAGGGCUCGCUGGUUUGACAUACCGUUGACGCGCGAGGAAAUUUUGCAAUCGGAUAAAUGUUUGAAGGUGGUUUUUGGUAAAUCGCGUGAUCCUGAAAAUGUCAGUAUGCUUGAUUCCAUUGAGGUGUAUGGCAAAUCCAAAGAUCUUGUUGGUUGGCCAGAUGACACCGACGAAGUGGUUGGCGGGCAAAUCUCAACAACUGCUGCUGCUAAUGGCGCCACCACAACUGCUGCCUACGGUGCAAUAGGCUCUUCAACGUCAAACUAUGAGGGUUAUAAUUCUAUAACACAACUUGAUAAGAUGGUGACUAUUCUCUUAGAAGUUCUUGACUGCUCACUGAGUCUGUUGGGUCAGGGAAAUAGUUCAGUUAUCUCGGCCACAAUUAAACAAAAGGCCACAAAGACUGCAACAUCAUUGCUUUUGUUGCCCACAGCUAAUCAAGUUCAGGUACAAUCCCGUUACGUGUUGGCGACACUAUUUGGUAAUCGCCAGGCAUAUCACAACUACAAGGAUUAUGAAAUGUUGGUGUACGUCUACAAUGAAUUGCAGACUCUAAAAACAAAACUUGACUGUCGCGAAAAUUUAAGGGACAUUGAUCCCGAGGCAUUUUAUCGUUUGGUCCUUAUUGUACGCGGUAUUGCCACCGCCAGACCACAGAGUCUUACCAAAAUAUGUCUAGAUAAUAAAUUCGAAAUUAUGUCCGAUUUAAUGGAAUUUGUGGAAAAACUAUUUGAAAUUACACCCGAAAUCGAUGAGCCAACAUCGAUGGUAAGACAAGGUCUGUCGCAUACCGAAACUAUUGUCCAUUGUUUAGUGGAAAUAAUGCACGCUUUUGCUUUGGCCGAUGCUAGUCAAGUGGAACGUGUUACCUUAAUGUUUAUCGCUCUAUUGAAGAACGAGUCCAGUGUUAUAUCACACAGUGCUAAGGAAGCAAUCAUUUUGCGUUUGAGUCCGAGAGCUAAACGACGUAAGGUUGCCAUUAUAACACCACCAGUGUGUUCCACACCAACACCACCAGCACUAUCGACCGUCACCUCUGUGACUCGCGCAGCAGUUGGUUCUGUGCCCAGCAAUGAAGAUGAUGCCUUAGACGAGGCAGCCGGUAUUGUUAAUCCUGUUGUGGCAGCUGUAGGUGGUGGUGGGUCAUCAUCGCCACACUCGUCUGUACAGCGCAGCAGUAGCUCAGAGUAUGUAGCUGUUGCGGGCGCUGCUGCAAAUGAUCCCAAUGUUAUGGUGGAUCCCUUGGAGGCAUUUAUGGGCAGUGGUUUUCCCCAAUUACUAGGUUUACAACAGGAUGCCGAUGAUGAGGCCAUAAUGGAUAUUGCUAUAGCUUUAAGUCUACAGCAACACGAUGCUCCCGGAGCUGAGCCUGGUUUACAACAUUUGCAGCAGGGUCUUUCAAAUCUGCAGGGCAUGCGUAAUGCUGCCGCUCAACUGCAACAUGCCCAACAACAAUUACAAGGUGUUUCUGUAGCUGGGGGUGGCGGUGCAGUUGUUGGUAGUGGUGGUGUUGGCGGAGGCGUUGCUGCUGCCUCCUCUGCAGCUGGCUCGGAUGACGAAGGUUCUAAUGUUGCUACCGAUGGUUCAACUCUGCGCACCUCUCCCGCCGAACCGGUGGGUAGUGGUGGUUCGGAAAGCGGAGGUAGUGGCGUUGAAUCAAUUGGAGGAACUUCAGGACGUAGCAGUACAUAUGGUGACGGUGGCGCUACAGCCUCACCACCUCGUGCCAGCGGUGGUAGUUUAGCCAGCGGCAGUAGUGGCGGAAAAGGUGCCGUUGGUGGUGCUCUCUCUAGUGCUGUUAUUGCAGAAAUGCCUACAACAAGUCGUGCUGCCUUAGAAGCCAGUCAUAGUAAUGACACCGAAGAAAAUGAUGUUACUGAAGAUGAAAAAUUAGCCAAAUUGCAUGAUUUAAGAAUUGCUAUAUUGGAAAGCAUCAUCUCAAAUAUAACAACACUUGAUGACUGUAAUGGUCUGCAAGCCAUACCAUUGAUACAAGUUAUUCUCAUGUUGACUACCGACUUGAAUGGCAAUAAUGAGCGUGAUCAAAAGAUUCUUAACGAUCUCUUAACAGCCUUAGUUGAUUACGUGGAAAUGGAUUCCAUUCCAACUGCCUCAAAGAUGAAAGAUAAGAGUCAGAAAAAUGAGGUACGUCUGGCGUUACUUUCACUGUUUGGUGUUUUAAUGGGUAAAACAAAAUCCAAACAAGCUGGCACCACUUCACCGCCCCAUCAAUUUAAAGAUAAUGCCUCUUUUGUGGCCAGUACUACGGCUAGUAUAUUGAGCAACAAUGGUGCCUUCACAUUCUGUUUGGUGGUAAUGGAAUCAUUGCAACAACACUGGAAACGUAUUUCUAACGAAAAUGCCAGCAAUAUUCCCAGCGGUGUUGUGAGUGCUAUUGCCAGUGGCCCAGCCAAUAGUGCCAGUACACCUGUUAUUACCGGCUCUGCUGUAACACCCUCUCAAAAUACUCUUUUAAAACCAGUACGAUAUGGUCCUAAACCGGAUUUGUCCACCCUAAUACCGCAUAAUUAUCUCAAAAAUUAUCCCGACAUAUUUGAAUCGUACGAUGCUCUAUUAACUGAAAUAUCAGUACGUUUACCUUAUCAGAUUUUACGACUAUCUGCCACGCAUCCUGGCACCUAUGAUUGGUAUCAUGAUUAUUGUGAAAACAUGACCUACACCUUGUGCGAAUACAUGAUGCUCAAUUUAAAUGCUCUGCUUAGAAGACAAGUACGCAAGCUACUAAUGUAUAUUUGUGGCAAUAAGGAGAAAUUCCGUAUGUUCCGAGAUGGUCACUCGUUGGAUGUCCACUUUAACUAUGUGAAAAAUUUGUGCAAUCUUUAUAAUACGACGAAUAUGGUUUUAACUAAUCAAUCUAUACCCAUCCUAAGCUAUGACUCUCUCGUCGAACUAACAGAACAUCUGAGAACAUGCCAGGAAAUAAGUCAAAUACGCACUGGAAAUUGGCAAAAAUUCUGUCUCAUUCACGAAGACGUCAUACCCGUACUCAUUGAAAUUGCCUGCUACCAACUGGACGAUGGCGUUUCACCAAUAAUACUGCAACUAUUGCAAGCAGCCUUAUGCAAUAACAUACAAGCGGUUAAGCAACAGCAACAAUCCGAAACGGCAAAUGGUUCGACAACGUCAACAGGUGCUAAAAUGCGUUCAGAUCGUGAUAAAUCGGAAGAAAUUGAAAUGUCGUUUGAUUCGAAAUUCGAUGCUACACAUUGUACAACAUUUGUCCAUCAGAUAUUCCGUUUUGUGUCCGAUGCCUUGUUGAAUAAAUUUGUUCGUAUCUUUUUGCUGGAAACCAAUAUUACAUCCAUAAGAUGGCAGGCGCAUUCAUUGAUUUAUGCCAUCUAUGAUUAUGCCAAUGACAGACAAAAGGAUAAAUUAAUUACCAUAUUGUGGAAUAUGUGGCCGUUGGUGCCACAAUUUGGUCGCAGGACCGCUCAAUUUGUUGAUAUUUUGGGCUACUUAACGUUGAGCACGAAGGGCAUAACAGAGAGACUGCCAGAGUUUACUGAGAAAGCCGUUGAGGUGCUGCGUCAGCAAAAUGACUUGUUAAGCAAACAUCCAAAUGCUUCAAUUUAUACAGCCCUAGAACAUAUUUUACAAAUGAACGGUUAUUAUUUGGAAUCGGAACCAUGCUUGGUUUGCAAUAAUCCCGAGGUGCCCAUGUCCAAUAUAAAAUUACCUACGAUUAAGUCAGAUUCGAAAUUUACCACUUGCACCAUGAUUGUAAAACUGGUACAAUGUCACACCAUUUCAAAAUUGAUAGUACGCAUUGCUGACUUAAAACGCACCAAAAUGGUGAGAACUAUUAAUAUAUAUUACAACAAUCGCACCGUACAGGCUGUGGUCGAAUUGAAGAACAAACCAGCCAUGUGGCAUAAAGCCAGAACAGUUACUUUGCAGUCGGGACAAACUGAGGUGAAAGUCGACUUUCCUUUGCCUAUAACUGCCUGCAAUUUAAUGAUUGAAUAUGCUGAUUUUUAUGAGACUGUGACCGGUUCAUCGGAAAAUCUACAGUGUCCCCGCUGCAGUGCCGCUGUACCUUCAUAUCCGGGUGUCUGUGGCAAUUGCGGUGAAAAUGUGUUCCAAUGCCACAAGUGUCGUGCUAUUAAUUAUGAUGAAAAAGAUCCCUUCCUGUGUCAUUCAUGUGGCUUUUGCAAAUAUGCUAAAUUUGAUUUUAGCAUUUAUGGACGCGUAUGUUGCGCUGUAGAUCCCAUUGAAUCUGCUGAAGAUAGAGCUAAGACAGUGCAAAUAAUACAUUCUUCUUUGGAGAGAGCAGAUCGCAUUUACCGCCAACUGCUGGCCAAUAAACAAAUGUUGGAAUUGUUGCUACAGAAAUAUGCUGAACAUGGUUCAUCGGAUCGUUUGAUGGACGAAAGUUUGGGCACCAUACAUAGCACUUCCCAGGUAAAUAAAAUCAUACAAUUUUUGGCCCAAAAAUACUGCGUAGAAUCACGUUCUUCCUUUGAAGAAUUGUCAAAGAUUGUGCAAAAGGUAAAGGCUUGUCGCAGUGAAUUGGUGGCCUAUGACCGCAGCCAAAUGGAUCAGACAAACUUGCCUCAUACACCAGAUAAAAGAGAUAAUUUUAAUAUCAACAAAUGCUACGGUUGUGCUUUGGCCUCCACCGAACAGUGUCUGACAUUAUUGAGAGCCAUGGCUUCAAGUUAUGAUUGCCGUUUGGUAUUGUAUAGUCAAGGACUUGUGGAAGAAUUGGCCCAGCAUAAUCUGCGCAGAGGAACUGCCCAAAUACAAGAUGAGGUACGCAAUCUGUUGGUUUUGUUAACCAAAAGCAAUAAAGAUGCAUGUUUGAAUUUACUGGAACUAAUAAAUGAGAGAGUGAAAUCUGCAUUGCUAGGUUCUAUACCCCUUUCCAACAUUGAUUCGGCCAUUUAUCAUGAAAUGGAGCUUUUAAGAGUAUUGAUAUCGCAGGACGACUUCUGUUGGGAACAAAAACUAAAAAUUGUAUUUGAAUUAUUCUUGAACACCUGUCGUUGUCCACGUGGGCCAGCCUAUUCUGUUAUACAACCUUGUUUGCACAUCAUGUUGAAGCUGAUAUCGCCUACCAUACCCUCGUCCAAACUCAACCGUGAUUUAAGUCCAUCGGUUUUGCCCUCCAUCAAUUGUAUUGAAGGUUUGAGUGUUGAUUUCCAAAAAUGGCUGCAAAACGAUCCACAUCAUUCAUUUGAAGCCUGGAAAUCCAGAAUGCCCGCCAACACACUCAAAGAUCAAACUAAGACUUACAAGGCCUUUGUAGCAGCGGCUGCACAAAAUUCUCUACAAGAUGAAAACAUAUUGGCAGCCGUACUACAAUCGGUGCAAUCUUCCGAACAACAAAUGAUGAACAAUAAACCACCGGAUAGACAAUCUUCACAAGAACCCCCAAAUACUCCACCGGCCUCUGCACAGACUGCCGAAAGUAGGGAAGCCCGCAAAAAACAGUCGAGGAAGAAGUAUUUGCAAGAGAAAUAUGGUCAGAGGUGGCGUUUGAAGGUAUUGAAUGAUGGCAAACUCCUAAAACCACUACACCUAACAGCAACAUGGCUGCAACCUAUACUUUUCAACAAUAAUUCAAGAUUCCGCCGGACUUUAGUGUGUACCCUUAUCACCGUUCUCAGCAGAACCCAUGAUAGAAAGAGAGAGAUUUUGAAUUUACUUACCUCCUUCUUGAAAUAUGUGGGUGAUGCUGGAGAGGCUAGCACCGAUUUCCUCUCGUUGUAUCGUCUCUUGGCUAUCGAUACACCUUGGCGCCAAUACUUAGCCAUGAAGGGAGUGCUCAUAGAAAUUUCUCAAUUGUUGACAGAGGAAAUUAAAAAAAUUCAUCGCCUGGAAGAAACUACCCUCUCUUCUGAUCUUUCGCAAGGUUAUGCUUUGCGACAAUUUGUGGAGCUUUUGGCUUUGUUCUUGGAAAAUCCCCAAAUAAGACAAGUUUACAAAACCCGCCUAUUGGGUCCGGUUUUGGAGGGCUACUUGUCUUUGCGCAAAUUGGUGGUGCAAAGAACUCGUCUAAUAGAUGAUGCCCAAGAAAAACUUUUGGAAAUGUUGGAAGAAAUGACUAGCGGCACUGAGGAGGAAACACGAGCUUUUAUGGAAAUACUGAUAGACACUGUGGAAAAGACGCCUAUGAAAGAUAUAAAAACCCCGGUAUUUAUAUUCGAACGUUUGUAUUCCAUUAUACAUCCGGAAGAAAAUGAUGAGUCUGAAUUCUUUAUGACCUUGGAAAAGGAUCCACAACAAGAGGACUUUUUGCAAGGCCGUAUGUUGGGUAACCCCUAUCCCUCCACUGAACAGGGCUUGGGACCUCUGAUGCGUGAUAUAAAGAAUAAAAUUUGCACUGACUGUGAACUAAUUGCGCUGCUGGAAGAUGACAAUGGCAUGGAGUUGUUGGUAAAUAACAAGAUUAUAAGUUUGGAUUUGCCCGUCAAAGAUGUGUACAAGAAAAUCUGGUUAGCAGAGGGUGGCGAACGAGAUGCCAUGCGUAUUGUUUAUCGUAUGCGUGGUCUUUUGGGUGAUGCUACCGAAGAAUUUGUAGAGACUCUAAACAAUAAGUCGCAGGAGGAGGUAGAUACCGAACAACUUUAUCGCCUGGCUAAUGUGCUGGCUGAUUGUAAUGGCCUCAAAGUCAUGCUGGACCGCAUCGGGAGUCUACAAAACAUAACCAGAUCACGUGAAUUGAUACAAGUACUUUUGAAACUAUUCCUAAUAUGCGUAAAGGUCCGACGAUGCCAAGAAGUUUUGUGUCAACCAGAAUUGGGUGCGAUUAAUACUCUGCUGAAAGUGUUGCAAAUGUGCCUACAAUCUGAGUCCGAUUCUUUGCAGUCAUCGGUCACUGAACAAUUGCUGGAGAUAAUGGAAACCAUAUUAUCGAAGGCAGCCAGUGACACUUUAGAUUCUUUCCUGCAAUUCUCGUUAACCUUUGGUGGUCCCGAAUACGUAACUGCUCUUAUUUCCUGUACUGAAUGCUCAAAUGUGCGCAAUAAUCCUUCGGUCCUAAGACAUCUUAUACGAGUUUUAGCUGCCCUGGUUUAUGGCAAUGAAGUUAAAAUGGCUUUGUUGUGUUUCUAUUUCAAAGACAUAUUAGAUUUUGAUAAAUUCGAUGCCGAACGCACGGCUGAGGAAGAAUUCAAGCUGGAAUUAUUCUGCGUACUAACCAAUCAAAUCGAACAUAAUUGCAUUGGUGGCACCCUGAAGGAUUACAUUGUUGGUCUGGGUAUAGUGGAGAAGGCUAUAGAUUAUAUAACACGUUAUGCACCCUGUGUAAAGCCCACUCUACUGCGUACCGACUCGGAUGAGUUGAAGGAGUUCAUAUCACGACCUUCGUUGAAGUACAUCUUAAGAUUCCUUACCGGUCUAGCAACCAAACAUGAAGCUACCCAGCUGGCUAUCAGCAAGGACAUUAUACCCAUAAUACAUCGUCUGGAACAAGUGUCUUCAGAUGAACAUGUCGGCAGUUUGGCGGAAAAUCUAUUGGAGGCUUUAUGUACCGAUGCGGCUACUGCUGCCCGCGUUCAAGAAGUACGAGACUUUACCCGCGCCGAAAAGAAACGUCUGGCCAUGGCCACUAGAGAGAAACAGCUUGAUGCUUUAGGCAUGAGGACUAAUGAAAAAGGCCAGGUUACGGCCAAAGGUUCUAUAUUGCAAAAAAUUGAGAAGCUACGUGACGAAACUGGUUUAACCUGUUUCAUUUGCCGCGAGGGUUAUGCCUGCCAACCGGCUAAAGUCUUGGGUAUUUAUACCUUCACCAAGAGGUGCAAUGUCGAAGAGUUUGAGCUAAAGUCUCGCAAGUCUAUUGGCUACACCACGGUAACCCAUUUCAACGUAGUUCAUGUGGAUUGUCAUACGUCAGCAAUAAGAUCGGCUCGUGGUCGUGAUGAAUGGGAAAGGGCUAGUUUGCAAAAUGCCAAUACACGUUGCAAUGGUUUACUGCCACUUUGGGGUCCUGAUGUAUCCGAGGCCGCCUUCUCCGGCUGCAUGACACGUCAUGCCAGUUACAUGCAAGAGAGCACGCAACGCUGUGACAUUUCAUAUACCAACAGCAUCCAUGAUCUUAAAUUGCUACUGAUGCGUUUUGCCUGGGAGCGUAGCUUCCAUGAAGAUGCCGGUGGCGGCGGUCCCCAAUCAAAUAUGCAUUUUGUACCCUAUCUACUCUUCUACGCUGUCUAUCUGUUGCUCUCUUCACGCUCGGCGGCCCGCGAUAGUAAAACUUUACUAACCUAUCUCACAGCCGCUGCCUCUGAGAAAUGGCUAGAGAGUGCUUACGAGGUAGAGGGACCUCUUUACAUGCUGACGGUGUCGCUGGCCUUGCACUCUCACGAGACUUGGCAAAAACAUCGUUUGGCCCAUUUGAAACGUCUCAUAGCGGUUGCUCAAGCGCGCCAUAUAUCCCCCUCGGUGAUAUGCAAAGCUUUGUUGGCACCUGGCGAUAGAAAAGAAAAGGAAUAUAGUGUUUAUAAACCUUUCCUAAUGAAUUGGGCCCUCUUGGAUCUCAUUUACAACACCCUCUUCAAGAGCGUUGCCACCCCCAAAGAAGAGGACUGGUCAAUUUCUCUAUUCAACUACAUCAGGAAAAACGAUGAAACUAUGUUGAAACAUACCGAUUCGAUUUUGGAAACAUUUACCGAUGACUUUUUACCCUGUACAUCAUUUGAAGAAUUUUGUGAUGUAGCCGGUCUAUUUGGCGACAUUGAAAAUCCGCAAUCAUUUAUUGAAGAAGUGUUACAAGCCUUACCAACAUCGGUACCCGCAUCGUCAUCGUCUUCAUCGGCAACAAAUUAACAUCGAGUGCAGAAUGUUGAAUACGAUAGAUAUGAACGAAUUCAAGAAUACGAAUACGAUAUAUUAAUUACACUCUAUAACAUUAUUAUAUGAAAAAAAUAAAUGAAUUUCAAAAUAAACAUACAUACAUAUAAUAUUAUUAAUGCAUUGCUACCACCACUAACACUCAAAUAUUAUAACCAAUCCCCCUCCCCAAAGCUUAAUAUUUCAAAAAAUAAAAUAUUGUAGUUUAUUCACUAACCAGCACCAUUAUUCAAUAAAUUAUUUGUUCGCAUAUAUAAAAAUUAAA
Messenger RNA from Calliphora vicina (urban bluebottle blowfly), 16975 nucleotides. RefSeq names its product E3 ubiquitin-protein ligase-like protein poe (gene poe). Bases 28 to 16686 code for a protein of 5552 amino acids. Lineage: Eukaryota; Metazoa; Arthropoda; Insecta; Diptera; Calliphoridae. The record is from RefSeq and is a predicted model, not a curated record. Gene Ontology annotation, molecular function: zinc ion binding; protein binding. The transcript is spliced from 11 exons.